Messenger RNA from Alternaria alternata, 1796 nucleotides. RefSeq lists its product as hypothetical. Lineage: Eukaryota; Fungi; Ascomycota; Dothideomycetes; Pleosporales; Pleosporaceae. The transcript has a single exon. The coding region runs from base 331 to 1641 and encodes 436 amino acids. The record is from RefSeq and is a predicted model, not a curated record.
UUUUGUGUAGCCUAAGACAUAGUUCCUAUCGCUUAUAGCAUGAAGAAUGUGAUCUCAUAGCCUUGUCAUGAGGACCCUGAUCCAGAUCAUAUGUAUGUCCGAUCACAUCACCAUAUGACCCUAAGACUGAGUCCAGUCAUUCAGCGUGUCAUAAAAGAGAACAGAUGUGAUCGAAGGGUCUUCUUGAAGAUGCCACCUCUCUCAUGUUCCUUCGGUGACAAACCACCUUUCCUCUUGUCCACGAUACGGAGACGACGCUUCUGUUAAACACAAUACGACAGGAAACAAUCCUUCCCCUCCGUUACAGCGGACGUACAGCUCACCAACAACAUGUAUAAUCACCCUGACAACAAAGUCACUGGAGGUGAGGAACCAGCAGCAUCUAUAACUUCCUCUCCGCCCCACUAUUCACCAGACAACGAGCCCAUAUCUGCCUCUUGGUCCUCCGAUGAAGACGAUCUCAAUACCUCACCCAUCCUGAAACCCGGCCUCUCUUCCAGCCCCAACGAUAACGACGACUCCCUAGCAUCCUCUCCACCCCCUUUUCUCUCCUCCUCCAGCCCAAGCCCAAGCCAGAAGAAGGAACGUGUUCCUUCUGGAUUGCCUCCGGAAAACCCCUUCUCUUCCACUUAUAAUGCACCACCACCUCGCCCAGCAAAGGAUAUCAAAUCUUUCCCUUCGCCAGUGGCCACUCCUACUCCUCUGCCUCGCUCAGGGAGAAGUUCAGAGCUGACAUCGGCACGCAUCGCCGCGUACGAGGCACGUACCGCAGAAGCAGCCGCAAGAGUCACCACAGGAACCAUAGUCGUCAACCUAGAAUCGCAAUCACCGCCUCUCAAUCAAGCUACAGAACUAUCCUCUGCCUCACAACCACCUGAUAGUCGCUAUGAAGAUGCAACCCAGCAGUCCCUUGUAUCGCUGUCUGACCCCGUCGAAAAGCUAGACGAGUCAAAGAAGCCACGUACCGCUCGUCAUGCGUCCCUCUCCGCACGACCUACCACCAAGCCCAACCAGCCAAUCCUCGGGGAAGAGAACGACAAAAGGUCAACAUCCGUUUCUCCCGAGGUAUCUUCUUUUGCAGACUUUUACGUUGCUGCGACGGAUAAAUUUCCGGGGUUGUCGGACGAUGGGACGCUGGAGCCGGAUCGCCCACAGGAGGACCAGGUAUCAUCUGGACCCAGUGCAAGACGAAGUGGGAUAGUAUUGAGUGAAUUAGAGGAGGAAGUCAUUCGAGGAAAGGAUAAUGAUCUCGCCAUAGCAGAUGAUGACGAAGAAGAAGAAUGGUGGGAGAUGGAAGACGAGGACGAAAGAAACCCCCGUCUGCAAUCCCUAUCGCACUUCCAGAUCGGAGGUGAGAAUGACAUGACUGCGUUUCCUGUUGGUGCAUUGAGUAGCCGCCAGGGCCAUUCGACCAUUCCAGACUCUAGGUUUUCUUUCGUGUCGGAUGGACCCUCGGUUCUUGACUUGUCCGAUGCGCAGUGGGAGGAGGAUUCGAGGUUGUACUGGGAGGAUGCGUGUGCUGAAUUGAACGAAGUGGCCGACUCGGUUUUGGCCGCUAACGAGGAUGGUAAGUCUAUGUCGCACACUAUUUUAUUGCCCAGCCUCCAAGGCUCAUGGUCAGAUCCUGACACGUGUCUAUAGAUCCAAGGUUCGCUCGCAUCAAUCCUCAAUUCUCUAGGUCGGCGAUUCCACCUAAAGGCGAACACAGUGAGCCGGCCGAAUUCUCUGAUCAAAAGCCCAGUCGAGAGGACGUUCUGCAGGUUUUCCUCUCCGGCUACCCCAAAUACGAAGUAUCC